Messenger RNA from Recurvomyces mirabilis, 1011 nucleotides. RefSeq lists its product as uncharacterized. NCBI's taxonomy places the organism in Eukaryota, Fungi, Ascomycota, Dothideomycetes, Mycosphaerellales, Teratosphaeriaceae. The coding region runs from base 1 to 1011 and encodes 336 amino acids. The record is from RefSeq and is a predicted model, not a curated record. The transcript is spliced from 3 exons.
AUGUCGACCGUUCAACAGCCAAGAGACGAUCGAACAGUGUCCCGUGGAAAUCGCACCUUUGCGCAGUUCUCGCUCCUCAACGACGUCUAUUGCAUACCUGUCGAUGAGGCUGAGGGAAACAGACUCGAUGAAUUGAAUCGUAUUCUGCGUGAGGUAUGCGGUGAUCGGGUCGUCCUUCCGCAAGAGCACUUCCCACCGCCAGGCGUCGAUGAGCCUGCCGUGCUUGACUGUGGAUACGGGAAGGGAGCUUGGAUCGAUGAUCUGCUCGAACAGUACGGAGCUUAUGAGUGCGAUGUCACGGGUGUUGACCUAUAUCUAGGCGAUAGUGCCGAGGAGGACGACGACGACGAUGACGAGGACGAUGAUGAUAGCGAUGCGGAAACAGUUCAAGAGUUCGUCAAAAAGAGAUGGAACCUGAACGCACGCUUCAGUGCCGACCAUAGUGCGGAUCGUCUGAGGCCUGAGUCCUUCGACUUGAUCAACAGUCGUUUCCUGUCGGAGGGCAUUGAUACGGAUCGAUGGGCCUCCUAUGUGAUGGACUUGAAAAGACUCCUAAAGCCAGGCGGUUGGCUGCAGAUGAUUGAACUGGAGUUCCUGUUCCAGUCGCACAGUGGGCGACUUUCGUUGGACCUCACCGAGCCUUUGCGAUUAUGGACCGAGUGGUACGACACCACUAUGCGACAAAGUAAUCGGGACCCUCGAGCCGGCUCGCGGCUACGUGGAUAUCUUUAUUCUGCUGGAUUCGACGAGAUUCAGCAUCAUCGACGACAUUUAUUUGUCGGUAGUUGGAACCCAAGUAAGAUUAAUGUGGGAACAGCAAAGUCAUGGCAGAAGCUUACCACUCUCAGCUUCCGCAUCACUUGGAGAAGAUAUCCAGAACAAUUUGCACAGAACCCUGGAAACGGUCUUGCUCUGGCCCUGUGUCGGUCAUCCCCAUGGGCAGUCACCAGCAAUGCCAGCUGCAUCUUAUACCCAACUCGUAGCCGGAGCACAAAGACAGAUUCGCGAUGA